Messenger RNA from Gongylonema pulchrum, 668 nucleotides. The record is from the annotation of a GenBank genome assembly. Lineage: Eukaryota; Metazoa; Nematoda; Chromadorea; Rhabditida; Gongylonematidae.
UUGUAUUAUAGUUUUAGUCUAAGCAGCACUGCUGUGCUUAUUGAAUAUCACCACUUUAAGGUUGUGAUUGUGACAAGCGAACCGAAGAAGAUAAACGAGAUACUACUGGAGCUCAAAGGGCGCGCCAAAACAUACUGGACAAAACAUUCAGGUAAAUCGCGGAAGCACUGCAGCCAAGCGGAACCGUAUUUUUGUGAGCAAUUCAAUACUUGUUACACACAUCAGUUCACGCAAAUCUCCUCCCAAAACAAAAAGGAGCGAAUUUUACCCCAAGGAAGGCACGAAAUUCCAUUCUCUUAUACGUUACCGAAGACGCUACCGUCAUCGUUUGAGGGUGAAUAUGGUUUUGUUAGGUACACUUGCACAGCUACAUGCGAGAGGCCUUGGGAUGUGGAUAUUGUGUCGAAACGAGCGUUUACAGUUGUCGGAAUUGAGGAUAUCAACCAGGAGCCGGAGACAAUGGAACCAGCUUGUGUUUCGGAGUGUGAUUCAUCGGUGAGUUUUUGUUGCCGGAGGCAAGGCUCUGUGUCGGUGAAGCUGUCACUCGAUCGAACUGGAUUUACACCUGGCGAACAGUUCCAAGUGAACGCAACAAUCACCAAUGACAGUUCCAAGACCAUCAGAUGUUCGGCGUUGAAAAUGAGGCAGCAAGUUGAUUACAGGUGAUA